UAUGCAUACUUGGUCACACUGUUCUACAUUCGAGGAGGCGAAAAGCGAAAAACUGCGUAUGAAAUAAAAACAGUGUGGUUUCCUCGGAACGCAACAGAAAAAUCUUUUCCGUGUGGUCAGUGAAAACUGGGAAAAUCUGCAAUAGAUCGCUUGUGUUGAACGGGGCAUUGGGCAAUCGCAGUCGGCAAAACGCUCCGCUCGGACAAGAAAAAAAAAAAAAAACAGCUGUGGCGGUGGAAAGGGGACCAGAAAAGUAUAUCCACAAAGUGCGAAAGGUCAGCAGAAAAGCAGACGAGAGACGGCAAGGAGCGUAAAAUAAAUAUUCUCUGUUCUGUCGCCCUGUGAGUGUUUUUGUUGUGUGUGUGUGAGUGCGAGUGUGUGUCGUGUCGGUGUGUGGCUGUGUGUGUCUCUAGCUGUCACUUUCUGGCGCGCACACAAGAUAUACACAAAUUAAAAACGGUGGCCACCAACACACACCGCCCCCCCUCCGGCCAGACCCCCUCGUCUCCUUCGCCUUGAUGUGCUGCACGCCCGGUUCCGGUGCCGUUGCCGUUGCCAUUUGGUUCCCGUUGUCCCACCAACGCAGCGCAUUAAGUGCAUCCAGCUCCAGUGCGGCGGCCGUGUGAGAGAGCGAGCGAGCAACAGCCAGGAGAAGGAGCAGCCAGGGAGCUCGUUGCCGGUACCGUUGUACAGGCGAUCAAAUCGAUCAGCAGCAAGCAGCAGGAGCAGCAACCCGGAGCAGGAAGGAGGUAGCAUUCCAGUUCCAGGAGCCCCGCCAGGAACCGAGCCGAGCACCGCCCCCUCUUCCCCCACCCCGCCGACGACAUCCUGAGAUGUUGCCAUUCACACCGCAGGUGGUCAAGCGUUUGUUAGCACUCAAAAAGGGCAGCGAGGACAACAGCGUCGAGGGCAAGUGGUCGGAGAAGGCCGUUAAGAAUCUGGUGAAGAAAAUCAAAAAGAACUCGCAGCUGGAGGAGCUAGAGCGGGCCAUCUCCACACAAAACUGCCAGACGCGGUGCGUGACGGUGCCGCGCAGCAAGCCAGCUCCCGCCGGCGAGCAUCUGCGCAAGGGUCUGCCGCACGUCAUCUACUGCCGCCUCUGGCGCUGGCCAGAUCUUCAAUCUCAAAAUGAACUAAAGCCCCUGGAUCACUGCGAAUACGCCUUCCAUUUGCGCAAGGAGGAAAUCUGCAUUAAUCCGUAUCACUACAAAAAGAUCGAGCUGUCCAUUCUGGUGCCCAAGUCUUUGCCCACGCCGCCCGACUCCAUUGUGGACUAUCCCCUGGACAAUCAUACACACCAGAUACCCAACAACACCGACUACAAUGCUGCGAUAAUCCGCAGCGCAUCGCUCAGUCCGCCGCAGUACAUGGAAUUGGGCGGCAGUGGUCAAGGACCCGUCUCCGUUUCAUCCGCCGGCUCAACGCCUGCCUCGGCCAGUGGUAGCGGUGCCUCCGCCUCUGCCUCAUCGUCAUCGCCAUCAGCCGCCUCCUCUUAUCAACAGCAACAGCAACAGUUGUCCUUUGGCCAGAACAUGGAUUCACAAUCGAGCGUGCUAAGUGUGGGUAGCAGUAUUCCCAACACGGGCACCCCGCCACCCGGCUAUAUGAGCGAGGAUGGCGAUCCCAUUGAUCCCAAUGACAACAUGAAUAUGUCACGUUUAACGCCGCCCGCCGAUGCAGCACCGGUGAUGUACCAUGAGCCGGCCUUCUGGUGCUCCAUCUCCUAUUACGAGCUGAAUACGCGUGUCGGCGAGACCUUCCAUGCCUCGCAGCCCUCGAUCACGGUGGACGGCUUCACCGAUCCAUCCAAUUCGGAGCGCUUUUGCCUGGGCCUCCUCUCCAAUGUCAAUCGCAAUGAGGUGGUCGAACAGACGCGCCGUCAUAUCGGCAAGGGUGUCCGGCUCUACUAUAUUGGCGGCGAGGUCUUUGCCGAAUGCCUCAGUGACUCGUCCAUAUUCGUUCAGAGCCCCAAUUGCAAUCAGCGCUAUGGAUGGCAUCCGGCCACCGUCUGCAAGAUCCCGCCCGGUUGCAAUCUAAAGAUCUUCAAUAAUCAGGAGUUUGCCGCCCUGCUGUCGCAGUCGGUGUCGCAGGGAUUUGAGGCUGUCUACCAGCUAACCCGCAUGUGCACCAUUCGCAUGUCGUUUGUCAAGGGCUGGGGAGCCGAGUAUCGCCGCCAGACGGUUACCUCGACGCCCUGUUGGAUUGAGCUGCACCUGAAUGGGCCGCUUCAGUGGCUGGACAGGGUCCUCACGCAGAUGGGUUCGCCGCGGCUUCCAUGCAGCUCGAUGUCGUAAGGAGGAUUUGGAUUUGGAUUUGGAUUUUUAAGGAAAAGAAAGAAAGAAUCCCUGUUUUUUUUUUUGGAUUUUCAAAGAAAGAAAAGCGGAAGAUAGAAAUCCCUAAAAAACAAAAUCAUGGUUGGGCUAGCAAGUAACACUGAAGAAGGAGGAAUAUUCUAUGGGUCAGGUCCCCGAUGAUUCGUAGUUUCUAGUAGUAUUAGUGGAAACUAAGUUGUAUGUAUGUAUGUAUGUUUUAAAGAAAACAUUCUUAAAUGUUUUUCAAUUUUCAACCAAAAUCCGAACUAACUUACGUUUA
Drosophila kikkawai is the source of this 2592-nucleotide messenger RNA. The record is from RefSeq and is a predicted model, not a curated record. Lineage: Eukaryota; Metazoa; Arthropoda; Insecta; Diptera; Drosophilidae.